UUUAUCUCCACAGCCACUCUGGCAUCUCUGCCCUCACUUGGUACCCAGGAACAUCCGGAAGCAGCACAGCUCAGUACUCUGACUCUGCGCGGAGGGGCGGAUGAAAUAACGCACUCUCUCUUCUUCUAUGUUUUUUUUUCUCCGUCCAAACCGUGGAAAUAAACAGAAGUGCUUUGAGAUACUUCAAAGUCUUUAAACGAACGGACAAGUUAUUAUCAAAGCCUUUUUUCCCACGCAGAAAGUCUUUCUCUGCGGUUUAUUUGUUUCACCUGUCGAGGAUGGAACACUAAAGGCCUUUCCCAUGUUGGAGGCUAGCUGCUCACUCUGAAGGUGCAGGAUGAAAAGAUGGCACAGCUGCUUGUACCACCAGGUAUAGACAGCUUCCGUCGCUUUAGCCGUGAGUCCCUCAAAGUCAUCGAGAAGCGGAUCGCAGAGGAGAAGGCCAACAAGCCCAAGGGGGAGAAGAAAAAACGCAAUGAUGACAACGAGCUCAAGCCCAGCCGUGACCUGGAGGCGGGCAAAUCCCUCCCAAUGCUGUACGGGGACGUUCCUAAAGGCAUGGUGUCGACACCGCUGGAGGACCUGGACCCCUACUACUGUAAUCAAAAAACUUUCACAGUGUUAAACAAAGGGAACAUCAUCUUCCGCUUCAACGCCGAACCUGCCUUGUACCUCCUGAGCCCCUUCAACCUCAUAAGAAGAAUAUCAAUGAAGAUUUUGGUACACUCAUUAUUCAGUAUGGUGAUUAUGUGCACUAUUCUUGCCAACUGUGCAUUCAUGACUAUGAGUGAACCGCAGAAGUGGACAAAAAAUGUCGAGUACACCUUUACUGCAGUGUAUACCAUUGAAUCCCUCGUUAAAAUUUUAGCCCGAGGGUUUUGCAUAGGGAAAUUCACGUUUCUAAGAGAUCCCUGGAACUGGUUGGAUUUCAGUGUCAUUGUCAUGGCGUAUGCAACAGAGUUUUUGAACAUGGGCAAUUUCUCAGCUCUCCGGACAUUCAGAGUGCUGAGAGCGUUUAAAGCUAUCUCAGUUAUCCCAGGCCUGAAGACCAUCGUUGCGGCGUUGUUCCAGGCAGUGAAGAAACUUGCCGAUGUGAUGAUCCUCACUGUCUUUUGUCUGAGCGUCUUCGCCCUCAUAGGGUUACAACUGUUUAUGGGCCAUUUAAAGCAAAAGUGUAUAAAGACAAUUGAUAAUUCCACAACAAAUGGGACUGAAGCCAAUGGAAACUUCAGCUGGGAGGAUUAUGCAUCUGAUACGAAGAAUCAUUAUGUCCUUCCAGGCAAACGAGAUGCAUUGCUUUGUGGGAAUGGCAGUGAAUCUGGGCAGUGUCCAGAAGGCUACAGUUGCAUCAAACAUGGAAAAAACCCGGACUAUAAUUACACCAGUUUUGACUCGUUUGGUUGGGCCUUCCUCUCUCUGUUCAGGCUGAUGACACAGGAUUACUGGGAAAACCUCUACCAGCAGACGCUGCGGGCAGCUGGGAAGCCCUACAUGGUUUUUUUCGUGCUGGUGAUAUUCCUCGGUUCUUUCUACCUGGUCAACCUGAUCUUGGCUGUAGUUGCUAUGGCCUAUGAGGAGCAGAGCCAGGCCACCAUAAAGGAGGCAAAGGAGAAGGAGGAGGAGUUUCAGGCUAUGCUUGAGCAGCUGAAACGGCAGCAAGAGGAAGCCCAGGCGGCAGUAUCUGCAGCUGCUGCAGAGGGUGGAGGGGUCGGCGACAACGUUGGAGGGACUGAGAGCUCUUCUGGCACUUCCAAGCUCAGCUCCAAAAGUGCCAAAGAGAGACGCAACAGGCGGAAGAAAAGGAAGGAGGAGCAGGGCAAAGGAGCUGACGAGAAGUUUGCUCAAUCGGAGUCCCAAGACAGUGUGAAGAAAGGUCGCUGCCGCUUCUCAGUGGAUGCAAACCUGCUCAACUAUGACAUGAAAUGCUCAACAGCACAUCAGUCCUUUCUGAGUUUUCGUGGCCCCCUGUUCUCACCCAGACGGAACAGCAGAACCAGCAUUUUCAGUUUCCAGAGCCAAGCACAGGACAUGGGGUCAGAAAAUGAGUUUGCUGAUGAUGAGAACAGCAUUUUUGAUGACAACCUGAGUCGGAGGGGCUCACUGUUUUUCCCCACCAGUCGUGAUCGAAACAGCAGCAGUGUGAGCCAGGGCAGCUUCUUGCCCAAUUUCUUACUUCAAACCAAUGGGAUCAAACAUAGCUCUGUAGACUGCAAUGGAGUUGUGUCUCUGAUGGGAUGGAAUUCACUCCCAUCUUCACCUGUUGGGCUCCUUUUGCCAAAAGUGACGGUAGAUACGGCCUCUACUGGAGACAAUGCUGACACCACUGACACAGGUGGAGGAACAAACCCAGAGUGUAUGGACUUCCUCGAGGGCCCAGAGGCCCGACAGAGAUUGCAGAGUGUUACUAGUGUAAUAACGAGCACAAUGGGGGAGCUUGAAGAGUCAAGGAAGAAGUGUCCUCCUUGCUGGUACGAUUUUGCCAACACCUUCCUUGUCUGGGAAUGUUGUCCAGCCUGGCUGAAGAUCAAGAAGUUGAUUAAUCUGAUAGUGAUGGAUCCAUUUACGGACUUAACCAUCACUAUCUGCAUUGCGCUCAACACAUUGUUCAUGGCUAUGGAGCAUUACCCAAUGAGCGAAGGAUUCGCUAACAUGCUAUGUGUAGGGAAUUAUGUAUUCACUGGGAUUUUUACUGCAGAAAUGGUCCUUAAGAUCAUUGCUAUGGACCCGUAUUAUUACUUCCAGGAGGGAUGGAAUAUUUUUGAUGCAAUCAUUGUCAGUUUAAGCUUGGUGGAGUUUUUUUUGGAACAAAAGGGUAACAUGUCUGUCCUGAGAUCAUUCAGAUUGCUUAGAGUAUUCAAGCUGGCUAAAUCAUGGCCCACUCUAAACACCCUUAUCAAAAUCAUUGGUAAUUCAGUGGGGGCUUUGGGCAACCUGACGCUCGUGCUGGCCAUUAUCGUGUUCAUCUUUGCUGUGGUGGGCAUGCAACUGUUCGGAAAGAACUACAAGGACUGUGUGUGUAAAAUCUCUCAAGAUUGCACUCUGCCCCGUUGGCACAUGAGUGACUUCUUCCAUUCAUUCCUCAUUGUGUUCCGAGUGCUUUGUGGAGAGUGGAUAGAGACCAUGUGGGACUGUAUGGAGGUGGCUGGGACGCCCAUGUGCCUCACUGUGUACAUGAUGGUCAUGGUUAUUGGAAACCUUGUGGUGCUGAACCUGUUCCUGGCCCUGUUGCUGAGUUCAUUCAGUGCUGACAACCUGGCAUCGAUUGAAGACGACAACGAGAUGAACAAUUUGCAGAUUGCCAUUGGACGGAUCCAAAAUGGCAUCGCCUAUGUUAAGUCAGCACUUCGAAGUCACUAUAGCCGUUUCUGUCUCAGAGAUAGGAAAAAAGGGAAGGCUGAGGACAAAUCCCUGGAGGAACUGCAUAAACCUUUAGGACCUAAUUGUGUCCCAAACCACACAAUCAAAGACUUUCCCAGAAAUGGAAAUGGGGAUGUUACUGGGGUGGGAAAAAAUGGAGACAAAUACAUCGUAAGCAGCAAGAGUGAUGAUUCAAUAAUGUCAUUCAUCAACAAUCCCAGUCUUACUGUGACUGUUCCCAUUGCUGUGGGCGAGUCAGACUUUGAAAACCUAAACACAGAGGACUUCAGCAGCCUCUCGUCUGAUGCAGUCGGAUGUCGUGUGCUCAUACAAGACGAUGGUCAGUUUAGCUCCUCUGAGGGCAGCACGGUGGACGGUAUGGCAGGAGAGGGAGGAGAGUCAGACGACUUUGAUCUGGAAGAAGCUAUGGAGCCAGAUUCUUGCUUCCCUGAAGGAUGUGUGCAAAAGUACAAAUGCUGUCAAGUUAACGUGGAAGUGGGCCGCUGGAAGAUGUGGUGGACCCUAAGAAAGACCUGUUUCCGGAUAGUGGAGCACAACUGGUUUGAGAGCUUCAUUAUCUUCAUGAUCUUGCUCAGCAGUGGAGCACUGGCCUUGGAAGACGUCAACAUUGAAAAGAGGAAGACUAUUAAAACGGUGCUGGAGUUUGCCGACAAAAUCUUCACCUACAUCUUCAUCCUGGAGAUGUUACUGAAGUGGGUGGCGUAUGGAUUCGCCAAGUAUUUCACAAAUGCCUGGUGCUGGCUGGACUUCCUCAUUGUUGAUGUCUCACUGGUUAGUUUGGUAGCAAACUCCAUGAACUAUUCUGACCUCGGUGCCAUCAAGUCUCUAAGAACACUGCGAGCUCUGAGGCCCCUGAGAGCCUUGUCACGUUUCGAAGGCAUGAGGGUGGUUGUCAAUGCCCUACUGGGAGCCAUUCCUUCCAUUUUCAACGUGCUGCUGGUUUGUCUCAUCUUCUGGCUCAUCUUCAGCAUCAUGGGAGUCAACUUAUUUGCGGGGAAGUUCUACCGUUGUGUCAACAAAACUACAGAUGAGAUUUUACCUACAUCAAUUGUGAAAAACCAGUUAAAUUGUACAAACCUAAAUGGUAGCCGCUGGAAAAACGUCAAAAUCAACUUUGACAAUGUUGGCUUUGGUUACCUUGCACUGCUUCAAGUGGCUACAUUCAAAGGCUGGAUGGAAAUCAUGUACGCUGCUGUGGACUCUCAAAGCAUGGCAGGAGAACAGCCUGAGUAUGAGAUCAACCUAAAAAUGUACAUGUAUUUUGUUGUUUUCAUCAUAUUUGGAGCGUUCUUCACACUCAAUCUCUUUAUUGGUGUCAUCAUAGACAAUUUCAAUCAACAGAAAAAAAAGAUAAGAGGUCAAGACAUCUUCAUGACUGAAGAACAGAAAAAAUACUACAAUGCCAUGAAAAAGUUGGGGUCAAAGAAACCACAAAAACCUAUUCCUAGACCAUCAAACAACAUUCAAGGAUACAUCUUUGACCUGACUACAAAACAAGCAUUUGAUAUUUUAAUCAUGGUACUAAUAGUGCUCAAUAUGGUGACCAUGAUGGUGGAAACUGAUGAACAGUCAGAAACCAAGAUCAACGUUCUCUGGUGGAUCAAUUUAUUAUUUAUCGUCAUCUUCUCUGGAGAGUGUUUGUUGAAGAUGAUCUCACUCCGCCAUUACUUUUUCACAAAUGGUUGGAAUGUAUUUGACUUCAUUGUGGUCAUCCUGUCAAUCAUGGGUAUGUUUCUCUCGGAAGUGAUAGAGAAGUAUUUCGUUUCACCAACCUUGUUCAGAGUCAUCCGAUUGGCUCGGAUUGGCCGCGUCCUCCGUCUGAUCAAAAGUGCCAAAGGAAUCCGCACGCUAUUGUUUGCAUUGAUGAUGUCACUUCCUGCCUUGUUCAAUAUUGGGCUCUUGCUUUUCCUUGUGAUGUUUAUUUACGCCAUUUUUGGCAUGUCAAACUUUGCGUACGUCAAGAGGGAAAAAGGAAUCGACGAUCUUUUCAACUUCGAGACAUUUGGCAACAGUAUGAUCUGUUUGUUCCAGAUCACAACGUCGGCAGGAUGGAGUGAUUUACUAGAUCCAAUUCUUAACAAAAACGAAGAUUGUGACAUGACAUUGGAGCAUCCUGGCAGUCCUGGCACAGGAAACUGUGGAAACCCGACUGUGGGAAUUGCCUUCUUUGUGAGUUACAUCAUAAUCUGUUUCCUGAUUGUGAUUAACAUGUACAUUGCAGUCAUCCUGGAAAACUUUGGUGUGGCCACUGAGGAGAGUGCGGACCCUCUAAGUGAGGAUGAUUUUGAGAUGUUUUAUGAGGUCUGGGAAAAUUUUGAUCCUCACGCAACACAGUUCAUUGAGUUCAAGAAGUUGGCAGAGUUUGCAGAUGAACUGGAACCACCAUUGCGCAUAGCCAAGCCUAACAAGCUUGAAUUGAUCUCUAUGGAUCUACCAAUGGUGAGUGGUGAACGAAUUCACUGCCUGGACAUCCUGUUUGCAUUCACAAAACGUGUCCUGGGCGAGGGUGGGGAGAUGGACAUUUUAAGGGCUCAGAUGGAAGAACGCUUCAUGGCCUCCAAUCCUUCCAAACUGUCCUACGAGCCCAUCACUACCACCCUCCGGCGCAAGCAGGAGGACACGUCAGCCAUCGUCAUCCAGAAAGCAUACAGACGGUAUGCAAUCAGACAUUUUGCCACUAAGUCCCCUGAUGCAUCCAGUGAUAGCAUUCAAAAGGAUGAAAGAUUCAUUGACAAUGAGGAUGUUGUCCCAGACAAACUGAAAACAAACGCUAGCACUGAACUAACACCUCCAACAGCCCCUCAACAAGCAUGUAACAGUGUGACAAUGAAUGGAAACAAUAAGUAUGAAAUAGACAAAAGUGAAAAAGAGGUUGCUGGCAAAGAUGUCAAGGAGCAAGAUAUAUGAAUUAAUGCUGGAGAUGCAUCAAGGACAUUUUUAUUAUUGACUAAAUGUUUACAACCUAUGCCAGAGACAAAGACAUCCAUUGGAUUCCCUUCCUUAGUACGGCUAUCCUUGCCAAACUAACCCUGCUUCUUUGAGUCUAAAGGUUCAUUCCUAAACCUGAGGCUCAUUCAGGCUGAUGUAGGACAAUUUGGGCUUUGUUCAGGAGCAAGGAUGCCUUAUAGGCUGUUGGGAUUGGUAAGUGUUCUUAAGGACGCAUUAGUUAAUGCUAUAACUUCUAUUGACCAUAUUCAUGGUGGCCAUUUUCUUCUGAUUUCAAGUGGGAAGCUGAAAAGCUGUUAUAAUGUCUAUGUAUGUUUCAGGUUGAAAAAAGUGUAAAUGCAGGGUGUCUAUUUAACAACAUUUGAGCUAAACAUCAUGAGCGUGGUAUCAAGGUAAAAUGGCUGCCAUGUUAAUAUGGUGAAGUGCAGCU
Molecule: messenger RNA, 6754 nt
Organism: Labrus mixtus (cuckoo wrasse)
Lineage: Eukaryota; Metazoa; Chordata; Actinopteri; Labriformes; Labridae
Gene: scn1laa
Product: sodium channel, voltage-gated, type I-like, alpha
Exons: 27
Coding region: 346-6285 (1979 amino acids)
Biological process (GO): membrane depolarization during action potential; neuronal action potential; sodium ion transmembrane transport
Cellular component (GO): axon; plasma membrane; voltage-gated sodium channel complex
Molecular function (GO): voltage-gated sodium channel activity
Source: RefSeq, a predicted model, not a curated record